Molecule: messenger RNA, 1120 nt
Organism: Lactuca sativa (garden lettuce)
Lineage: Eukaryota; Viridiplantae; Streptophyta; Magnoliopsida; Asterales; Asteraceae
Product: peptidoglycan-binding LysM domain-containing protein
Molecular function (GO): protein binding
Source: RefSeq, a predicted model, not a curated record
AAACCACCAUAACUCUCUGCUUGACACAUUUCCUUUCUCUCUCUAAAAAUGGGAUGCUGUGGUGAAGAAGAGGAAGACAUCCUCCAACCACUCCAACAACAACAAACCCCAACCCGACACUCCUCAUCCUCUUCCAUGGCGUCGUCAAUUACCGGCGAUGACUCAUAUACCACCAUAUCUCCGAUGAAUUCCAAUUUUGCGGCUUUAAUUUGUAAAGAUAUCCUGCGUACGAUCUUCGAAAAGCUUCCGGUGGUAGAUCUAGCACGGUCGGCGUGUGUAUGCAGGUUGUGGAGUUCAGUAGCUUCUGAUCGAGAGAUUCAGGUUAGGGCUUUCAAGGCGCCGUGGAAACUGAAGGGCGUGAUCGGGAAUCCUAGCUCCGGUAGCUUCUGGAGAGAUAAUAGACUUAGCCGUUUCGCUAUUUCACAUCGGUUGGUUCGCAGUGACACUGUUGCUAGCCUCGCUGUCAAGUACUCCGUUCAGGUUAUGGACAUUAAACGCUUGAACAACAUGAUGAGCGACCACGGGAUACACUCAAGGGACAGAUUGUUGAUCCCUGUAAGCUCGCCAAGCCUUCUCAUCAAUGGCACAUGCUAUAUAGAAUUGGAUGCUCAUGCUAAGAGGGAAGUGGCAGUUUUGUAUCUGGAAGGUAAACCUGAGAGAAGGGUGACUGGUGUGUUGAAUAACGUGACCUCUGAGCAAGGAAAAAGAAGGAUAAUCGACUCAUUGAGGAGAAGCAUGCAGGUUGAUGAUGGUACUGCCCAGUACUACUUGUCUUUAUCAAAUGGUGAUCCCAGAGGUGCGGUCAUGGAGUUUUCUGAAGAUCUUAGGUGGGAGAGGGAGGUUCGUUUUGCCUAAUUUGGUCAUACAAUUGAAGGCUAAAUGCAAGAAAUAGCAAGAAAAUGGGUUGUGAUUUCUUUCAAGUGGAAACACUGGGAGUGGGACUAAAGCCAGCUGAUUAUAUGCAUCAGUUUAUGUGUGUUUAAAUGUAAAUUCUGUGAUGAUAUUAUAUUUUAUAUACUAGUAGUAAGUUUCCUGAUUCGCUACUAGAUGUAUUGGUUUAUGUUCACUUAGUAAUUGUAAAGCUAUAUUGUAUUAUGUUAAUCCUACAUAAUUUAAACUA